Messenger RNA from Mytilus trossulus (common blue mussel), 2574 nucleotides. Its product is annotated as noggin-2-like. Bases 627 to 1391 code for a protein of 254 amino acids. The transcript has 2 exons. Lineage: Eukaryota; Metazoa; Mollusca; Bivalvia; Mytilida; Mytilidae. Gene Ontology annotation, biological process: negative regulation of BMP signaling pathway; dorsal/ventral pattern formation; negative regulation of cell differentiation. The record is from RefSeq and is a predicted model, not a curated record.
UAAUACUUAAUAAUUCCAAUAUAUAUUUGCAUGAUCUUUCAACUUUAUUUUGUUGAAAUUUUGGCUCCAUAUAUCUUCAUAGGACACCACUUGUAUUUGACCAUUGUCCGUGUGUUACCUGGCAUAUAAAUGAGAAAGUAGAUAACAGCUCUCUAUUAUAGAUGUGAUUACAACCGGUACAGGUCUAUAUGAAAUCUGUUUAUAUAUACAGCAACUUCUAUUAUAUUGGAUGGAAAAUAUACAAAUACCUUAAUUCUACACCUUUGACGAAAUAACAUCGGUUAGAGAAAAAUAAGCGACGUACAGUCUAGACGAACCACGUUCAUUUGGCGCUGGUCUUCUACUAACGUUUAUGUAAAGUUCGUGCUAACUUGGAUCUACAACAAAAGUAUAGGAAAAAACUUUCUUUAUCUAUAUAUAUAAUGAACAGGUAUGCUCAACAUCAAAACAAUAUGUUAUCUUUAAAUAGAUAGCGUGUGAUUUUCAAUAGUAUUACUAUAUCGAAAGGAAUACCUUUAACGUAAAAAAAUAUACUAUUUUAUAAUUUAGUGUGGUAUGGAUUUCAUUCAUUAGAAAACACAACGAUGUCAACAAAUAAUUCGUUUCAAAUGAUCUAACACCAAGUGAUGAAUCUUACCAGCAUACUGCAGGUUAUUUUUGUGAAUUAUUAUUGUGUUCUUAUUUGGAUGAUCAUAAAAGUGGAGUCUGCUUCCUCAAACAAGCAGUAUUUAGACAGACUAAGAGCAGUAGAUGCUCACAUACCCGACAACGAUAAUAUAAAUGACAUCAACUUUCACACAGGAUCUCGACCGUCGCCAUCAGAUGAACUUCCCAUUCCACCACUUCAUGAAAAUCCAGACAGAGCAUUCGAUCCUAGUCCGCAGGAUUUAGACUAUAAAGCAAAUAGAAAAAUGUUAGGGAAAAAAUUUGACAGAAAUUUUAUGCAAGUUGUAAAACCAUUAGAACAUAUUUUUCAUCCAGAUGGAAUGUUAAAUAUACGAUUCCGGAAAGGACGGCCGAAAGGACGUCGACCAGAAUUCAUUAAAGACUUCGGUCACAAAAUUACAUUUGGAGAUGACAUUGUUAAAAAAUUAGGAGUUGAUAAAAGAACUAAAAAGUUAAUGCAAAAAUAUUUAUGGAACUAUACACAUUGUCCACUUAUGUACAAAUGGAAGGAUUUAGGCAUCCGGUUUUGGCCGAGGUGGAUAAAAGAAGGAUCGUGUUAUAAAGGCCGAAGUUGUUCUAUUCCUCCAGGAAUGCAAUGCAAGACAAAAAGUUCUAAACCACUGACAUUGUUACGAUGGCAUUGCAAAGACUGGAAUACAGACAGAAAGUGUAAAUGGAUAGAAAUACAAUAUCCUAUCAUUACGGAAUGUGCUUGUUCAUGUUAGUUCAUUUCUGUAUAUUCAGAAGUAUUGAAACGGGUAAUAACUUAUAUAUACAAUAUCCAUAAAUGAGAUUGUUUACAAUUUCUUGUGAUAAUUGUUUGUUUUGUGCAGUUAACGUUGUUAAUUCUUGUCGAUUGUUUUUCAAGCGUGUUUAAAUGCUGAAUCAUUGAAAAAAAAAUCUGUUCUAUGUCAAGUCUUUAUUACUUUACAUUAACUAUUAUGGUGCUAAAUCAGAUUAGUUGUACUGAUUUUGACGACUGAUAUCAUUUUAAAAACAAAGCCAAAUCAUUGGUUAAUCUGUUUGAAGCUGUCAUUACCCACUGCUGUGGCAAGGUGCUUGAUUAAAGGUUUAUUAAUUUAAUUUAUUCACAUGACCCCUCUUUUUGACAAUCUAUUGGCUUUACAAUUUUAUUUGUCAUUAGGUAAUAAUGAAAUAACAAAGUCUAUUGCCUACGCGGAUAGGUAAAUGAACAGUUAGUUAUCGGACUGUUUUAUUAAACUUUAAUCGUUUUUCCCUGGUGCCAAUACACGUGUCGAACUGUCAAUAAAUGAAUUACUUCAUCGUAAUUUGUAAAAAGAUAAUUUUUAUUACCGACACCUUACGCGUUAAAGGCUAUUGGAAAAGUUCAAAGAAAAUGUAAUGAGAGAGUGAUACUACAAAUGGGACGUCUCAGUUUGAUAAAAUGCCAUGUUUAACACUUUACAAAGACAGCUCAUUGAUUAAAACUUUAGAACACAGAGAGAAUAUUUGGAUUGACAUAGACAGUAAGACGGCGGCUUGUUAAUAUGUGGAUUAACAUAACUGUUAGAAAACAUCUAGUACUGCCUAUGUUGUCAUGUUCCGUACGGAUAUUUACCUGAUAGAAGGUGUAAACUAAACAAUAAAUUAUAAACAGUAUUUGUGUAUUUAUUGAAAAAUGAAAGCUUGCUUGAUCUCUUCUUAAUAACAUAUCCGAUAGAACUAGGUGGCAAUAUUGACAGAAGAAAAGAAUUUGGUCGAUAUAUGAUUUAUACAAAUAAACAAUAGGAAUUUUUGUAAUGGUAGAGUAUAAGUAAUAGAAGUUUUCAUUCAUUGCAUUCUUUAUUAUCAUCAUCAGAAUCGUCUCAUUUGUUGUUCAAUUAGCCAUUACACAAUAAUUGUAAUUUAUAUGGUAAAAAAUAAAAUAAAUAACAAAUUCAAAGGAAA